AUGUCUCCGACAACCUCUUCGGAUACAACAGGCUUCGAGGGCUACCCUGGAGCGAAGUACGAAAACUCGCCCUUUCCUGGUAGUCUGCCAUCAGAUCAAGCUUUGUUCCCUCCUCACAGCCUCACUCAAGGCCAUCACGUAUCGGCAUCACCACAAGCAUCUUUGUCACCACCGACACAUGCUGACUGGAUGGACAUGACUGGACCAAAUAAGCCACUGAAGUCGGCCGAUGUCAAACCCAUUAAGCCCCGUCAUCAACCUCUUCUCAGACGUGACACUCGUGAUGGCAUUCGCAAGAAGAACGCGAAGAUUCCCAUCCCUUCUGAGAUCACUUUGGAGAACAUUGAUGACUUGAUCGAGGGUUGCACUGAUGAGGAUGAGAUGAAGCAAUUGAAGGCACAGAAGCGACUUCUCCGCAACAGAGAAGCAGCCCUUGCCUCACGCCAACGAAAGAAGAAGCAUACGGAGAACCUCGAGCAAAAAGAGAAACACCUCGAGACCAAGUUACUAUCUCUACACCAGCAAAUUGACCAACUACGUCUGCAAGUCGAGACGGCUGAAAGUCAAAAGCAGUUCUUCAUCUCCGAACACAGCAAAGCACAUACCAGAAUCCAAGCUAUGCAGCUGGAAAAAGAAGAAUUGAUUUGCAACCACACAAAAGAAACUUCUCGCUUGCGUGGUCAGAUAAACUGGUAUCGUGAACAGCUUGAGGCAACGAGUCCACUCGCCCCAGCCAUGAGUGCCGCGCCCAGCAGCACUGGCUUCACAGACUUUAACCUAGAGAUGGAUCAUCUGGCCAUUGGAGAUCAACGAUGGGAUCAAGGUAUCAAUGUGCAUGGCAUCGAUGAUCUAGACUAUCUCGGCGAUACAGCUGAAUCUUUUGCCACUAUUCAGCCGGCAAAACGACAUGGUCAGCAACAAGAACAAGAGUCUUCUGUCACUCACAGCACAGAGCAACCCAUUGCUUCUGGAAUUUUGUUCAUGUUACUGCUCUGUGGUGCCUUUGUCGCUUCCCGAUCAUCUUCUACGGCAAAAGACACUGCACAAAACACUCUCAUCCCCAAAAUGCCUGAAGAAGUCAGAGCUGCAAGUACUGAGGUCCUCAACAACCUACUGAAGGAAAACCCAAACCAAGCAUCCCUAUUCCUUCCUGAGAUUUCUUCACACCGCUACACGCAGUCCUGGCCACGAUCUUCCAAUACUGAAAACCUGCAUAAACACUUGACCUCGCCUUCCGCACUCCAAGAAGCAGAACAAGCUUUUGCUAUGACACCCGAUCAAUACAACGCGCUGACCACUUACCCGCACAUGGACACUGUUGCCUCUGCCUCCUCCUCUCAGACUUUACGUCCCAAUCUUGCCGAGACUUUGGGAAGGAUGCGGGAAGCUAGGGGACCUAGUGCUGCAGAUGUAUACACACGAAGUUUGCUUUGGGAUACUAUACCUGAGGAUGUGGUCAAAGCUUUCAAGAGAGCUGUGGCGCAAAGACAUGAAGAUGAUGAACAGAUGAAUGAUGGCAAUGAUGGAUUAUGA
Aureobasidium melanogenum CBS 110374 is the source of this 1533-nucleotide messenger RNA. RefSeq lists its product as uncharacterized. Gene Ontology annotation, molecular function: DNA-binding transcription factor activity. Gene Ontology annotation, biological process: regulation of DNA-templated transcription. The transcript is spliced from 2 exons. NCBI's taxonomy places the organism in Eukaryota, Fungi, Ascomycota, Dothideomycetes, Dothideales, Saccotheciaceae. Bases 1 to 1533 code for a protein of 510 amino acids. The record is from RefSeq and is a predicted model, not a curated record.